UCUAUAAUCCCCUCGUGUGCCAUUGCAUAUAUAUACUUCCUUCCUACCAAGCAUAUCUGCUAUCUGCAUACUAACAUUGUCUCCUUGUCUUGUCUCUCGAAAAUUGCAAUGGCCAUCAAUACAGCUCCGCCGGCGCCGGAUUUGUUAGAUUUGGACAACCUACGAGCCAUCAAAGUACUAGGCAAAGGUGCAAUGGGCACAGUAUUCCUCGUCCAUCACAUGUCAAACGACCCCUUUGCCCACCGCCCCUUCGCCCUCAAGGUGGUGGAGAAAUCAUCCCUCCGUCACGCCGACCGCCGCGCUCGCCACGAAAUCUCCGUCCUCAGCCGCUUCCACAACCACCCUUUUCUGCCAUACCUCAUUGGAUCUUUUGAAAAUCAUGAAAUCAUUUGCUGGGCUACCCCGUUUUGCCCCGGCGGUGACCUCAACGAGCUCCGGUACCGCCAAAACGACCGAGCUUUCUCGUCGGCGGUCAUCCGUUUUUAUUUAGCGGAAAUCAUUUGUGCUUUGGAGCACCUCCAUUUACAAGGCAUUGUUUACCGGGAUUUAAAGCCGGAAAACAUCCUCGUACAACAAUCUGGCCACAUCACGUUAACGGAUUUCGACCUGUCGAGAAACCUAGUCCAAAGGAAACCGGAUAAUCUGCAAAUUUACUCCGAUCCGCAGGAAAAUUCACCAGCAAAUUUAAAGAACCCUCAUCUCGCCGGGAAAUUCAAGCGCUUCAUUAUUUCGAAAAGAGGAAAGCAUGCAUUGAACAAUAACAUGACAGGGUUGAAGAAGGCAAAAAGUGCUCGCGUGUCGCCGGUUAGCCGGAGAAACCCAGAUGAUUUUUCGAGGAAUGAGCGGUCGAAUUCCUUCGUGGGCACGGAGGAGUACGUCGCACCAGAGAUUAUACGCGGCGAUGGCCAUGAAUUUGCCGUCGAUUGGUGGGCUCUUGGUGUGCUAGGCUACGAAAUGUUAUAUGGAACGACGCCGUUUAAGGGUAAGAGCAGGAAAGAAACAUUUCAGAAAAUACUGUUGGGCCGGCCAGAAUUUUUUGGCAAGCCCAGUCCAUUAACGGAUUUGAUUCGAAAGUUGUUGGAAAAGGACCCCACGCGCCGCCUCGGGUAUCGGAGAGGCGCCUGCGAGAUUAAGGAACACGAGUUCUUUCACGGCUUGAAGUGGGAUUUACUAAAGGAAGUUGUACGGCCUCCAUUUCUACCAUUAAAAGACGAGAUUGGAGUAAUAGACGACUUAGUUAAAUGCGAAAUUUACAUUAUGGAGUACUUUCACAAGUUAAAGAAUCCGUCAUCACCUUUAUGGUCACCGACACCUAACGAAUGUCAACUUAACGUUUUGUUAUCGGAAUUCUAAUAGCCUGAUAAAGACUGUAAUUUAGUUAUUUUAUUUUUGAGGAGACGCGUGUACAUAAUAAUAAGGGGUUGGACGUGAAAAACGGCUGUGAUUAAGAUUAGUGUUAUCGGUUAUAGGUGCAAAUUAUGAUUAAACGCAUUGUAAUUUAGUUGACCAUAAUUGCAUUUGUAUACGCCCUUGAGGUGGAGCGUGGUAUACAAUUGGCAUUGGUAGAUGAAUAAUGAAGCUGCUUGAAACGUAAGCAUAGAAUUUGAAGUCCUUGUAGAUAUAUUAGCAAGAACUCUUUAAUCUAAUUUCCUAUA
Olea europaea var. sylvestris is the source of this 1655-nucleotide messenger RNA. Its product is annotated as serine/threonine-protein kinase UCNL-like. The coding region runs from base 109 to 1353 and encodes 414 amino acids. The record is from RefSeq and is a predicted model, not a curated record. The transcript has a single exon. Gene Ontology annotation, molecular function: protein serine/threonine kinase activity; ATP binding. Gene Ontology annotation, cellular component: cytoplasm; nucleus; plasma membrane. Lineage: Eukaryota; Viridiplantae; Streptophyta; Magnoliopsida; Lamiales; Oleaceae. Gene Ontology annotation, biological process: protein phosphorylation.